This is a messenger RNA of Candidula unifasciata, 1065 nucleotides long. The record is from the annotation of a GenBank genome assembly. NCBI's taxonomy places the organism in Eukaryota, Metazoa, Mollusca, Gastropoda, Stylommatophora, Geomitridae.
AUGGACAAACCACAGAUUAUUCUCCAUAUCCAAAAGUGUGUGAACUAUACCCUCUACGAUUCCAAAUGGAUUCCGUGUAGUGCCAAGUUUGUGGCUUUGGGAAAUUAUGCAAGAGGCACAGGGGCACUGCAGAUCUACGAAGUCUCACAUGGUGAUUUCAAAGUUGUCAAAGAUGUUGAAAAGUCCAAGCCAUUCAAGUGUGGAACAUUUGGUGCUUCAAGUUUACAGAACAGAUUUUUGGCUACAGGAGAUUUUACAGGCAAACUUCAGAUAUGGAACUUGGAGUCCUUAGACCUACCUGUUUACUCAGUGCAGGCUCACAAAGAGAUUAUCAACAGCAUUGAUGGAAUUGGUGGUUUGGGGAUUGGGGAGGGAGCUCCAGAGAUUGUCACUGGAAGUAGAGAUGGUAUAGUGAAAGUGUGGGACCCCAGGCAGAAAGACGAGCCUGUAGCAACAAUGGAACCUGAAGAAGGAGAAGCAAAACGUGACUGCUGGACUGUGGCUUUUGGUGAUGCAUACAGUGCUCAGGACAGAUGUGUGGCUGCAGGCUAUGACAACGGAGACAUCAAGUUAUUUGACCUGAGAAACAUGGCUUUGAGAUGGGAAACUAAUGUCAAAAAUGGGGUAUGCUGCCUUGAGUUUGACCGUAAAGACAUUGCUAUGAACAAACUGGUAGCUACAACUUUAGAAUCCAAGUUUCAUGUUUAUGAUAUGAGGACCCAGCAUCCGAGUAAAGGCUUUGCAUCUCUUACAGAAAAGGCACACAACUCAACAGUCUGGCUCGCCCGACAUCUGCCUCAAAACAGAGAUGUCUUCAUGACCUUAGGAGGCAACGGUUCUCUGAAUUUAUGGAAAUACUCGUACCCGUCAUCUCGAUCCAAGACUGAUGGAGAAGGGGUGGAGACUGGUGUAGCAGGCACCGUUGACCUUCUCCAGAACGUGACGUUAUCCACUCAACCAGUGAGCAGCUUUGACUGGAGCCCGGACAAGAUGGGACUCUCAGUUUGCACAUCUUUUGACCAGACCAUCCGUGUGAUAAUUACUACAAAACUCAAUACAAUAUGA